AUGCACACUGUGCUCCUGCUCUUGAGCGCCGCGGCGACGAUAAAUGCCUGGACGGCGCCCACCAAAGCAGUGCAUAAGCUCCGCGUCCCGCCACGAAGAGAUGAGGAUCGAUGCUUCUACGGCGAAGUCGGCGUCGACGGCUCCGUCGUCGCGGACGUCGCGCAGCCGCGCGCAGACACUCUCCCACCGAAGCCGCCGAGCCCGGAACUCUCGCCGCUCGUAUGGACCCGGCGUCACGCCACCAGCACGCCAUCGUGGUGCGAGUCAGACGAAUCACCGGUUUCUAAUUACACAGGACGUCGUCGGCGAGCAGUUCCGAGCGUUGGAACGAGAAGACGUGAGCCACGCCUACAAGUUCGUGCACGAAUCUAUAAAAGAGCAGUACUCGCUGGACGUCGACCGCUACGAGCAAAUCUUCAAGGGUGCCGCCUAUGACGGCUUAUUGGGGUGCGCGUCGUGGAAGGUCACCGCACUGUCACCCUCCCCGAUCGACGACGACCGGACCGUCGCUUCGAUGACCGUGCUCCCGAAGCCGGUCCCGGGGUGCGUCAGGGUGGCUGGAGUUGCCGGCCAGCAAGGCAUAACGUGGCCCACGUUCUACAAGUGGGAACUGCGGAAACAAAAAGACGGCUGCUGGAUGAUCGAGAACAUGACUCCCGAGCCGCCGCCCAUCGACACGGUGGCUACCGACGCGACGCCACUGCUCGAGUCCGAGUCUGCCACGGCGGCGCCAUAA
Messenger RNA from Pelagomonas calceolata, 736 nucleotides. The record is from the annotation of a GenBank genome assembly. NCBI's taxonomy places the organism in Eukaryota, Pelagophyceae, Pelagomonadales, Pelagomonadaceae.